GGGCAAACAAAAUGAAUAAUAACAUACAAACAAAGAAAAGCAAAAUGGUGCAUUCAAUGAUACACAAACAAACAAAACUGCAAAAGUGAAAGCCAAAACAAGCUCAGAUAACAGGAAAGAAAGAAAAAAACAGAGGAUGUAAUGCAAAUAAAGUGGAGCUAAAAAUGGAGGAACUCAUCUAGUCUUCCUCUCCUUAUAGUCAUCCACCACAGUCACUGGAAUCGAUAACGGUGGCUUUCUCUGAGAAAGAGAAAGAGGAAAGGUUGGGGGGUUUGAACUUUGAAUUCACACCCUGUGCUGUCACUGUGUGAAGAGAAAGAGAUAAAAAGGAUAGGGGGGGAAAAAGGCCUAGAGAGAGAGAGAGAGGAAAGCUUGCCUUAAAUUACGUUUCCCGUUUGCUGAAGAAAGGGGGAGAGAGACAGAGAGAGAGAGACGAUGGUGGGCUCAGGAGGAGGAGGAGAUAGGAGCAGCAAAGAAGCGGUGGGGAUGAUGGCACUUCAUGAAGCACUCAGGGCCGUCUGUCUCAACACAGACUGGAUUUACUCUGUUUUCUGGACUAUUCGUCCUCGCCCGAGGGUCAGGGGAGGCAAUGGUUGCAAGGUUGGGGACGACAAUGGAAGCUUGAUGUUGAUGUGGGAAGAUGGAUAUUGCCGAGGAAGAACGGGAGGAGAUGGAUUCGACGACAGCAUUGAUCAUGGGGAAGAAGAUCCUGUGCGCAAAGCAUUCAGCAAAAUGUCUAUCCAGUUAUAUAAUUACGGAGAAGGGUUAAUGGGGAAGGUUGCUUCAGAUAAGUGCCAUAAAUGGGUGUUCAAGGACCCAUCUGAAUCUGAACCAAAUGUCGCCAACUACUGGCAGAGCUCUUUUGAUGCUCUUCCCACUGAAUGGACUGAUCAAUUUGAUUCUGGGAUUCAGACCAUUGCUGUGAUUCAAGCUGGCCAUGGCCUACUCCAGUUGGGUUCCUGCAAGAUUAUAGCUGAAGACCUGCAUUUUGUGCUGAGAAUGAGGCACACAUUUGAGUCACUAGGCUAUCAAUCAGGCUUCUACAUCUCCCAGCUCUUCUCCUCCACCACCACCAGAAACAACAAUUCUUCAUCACCUUCAAUCCCAUCCAAGCCAUCUCUAAUGAUCCCCACCCGGGCUCCCCCGAUUUUCAACUGGGGCCAUGGCCAAAGGCCACUCCCACCAUCUGCAGCAGCUUCCAUGCUCCCCAACUUCCACAACCCAGAAAGUCGAUCAAUGGGGUUCCCAACACAAGGGAAAGAAGAGCCACCACCACCACAUAUGUUCCUGCUCCCACAUUCGUCGCCUUCCCCAGCGUCGGAGCACAAUCGAAUGGAGGGGAUGAUGAUGGGGACAGGAGGGGAGCAUGAGAGCGACAUCAAGUGGCCUAAUGGCUUGUCUUUCUUCAGUGCACUGACUGGAAGAACAGACGUGGAUGCCAAGCUCUUGUCUGGAACCAACAACAGCUCUGAAGCUUCUGAGAUGCAUGAUAGUCAUCCAUUUUCGUCGUCUGGCUCUCGACCGGAUGGCUGUCCCAGCUCAAGAAGCUACUUGGAAUGAUUAAGGAGAGUACUGUAGUAGGGUUUCUUUGUUGUUGAGCUUUUGUUUCCAGGUUCAGUUUUAGACAAACUGUAGCAGUAGUACUGUACUUUUGCUAGUUUCUUAUCAUAUAGCUGGUGUUUCUAAUUUGAUAAUCCUAAGCUUAGGGGUUAAUACCACUAUGAAUGUCUGAAUCAUGCUCAGAUUAUCAUAUGUAGUGUGUCAAAUUUUUGAAACGAGAUGAAAGUCCAGAAUACACAAGCUACAUGUCGCUAGAUUUCAAC
Linum tenue is the source of this 1823-nucleotide messenger RNA. The record is from the annotation of a GenBank genome assembly. NCBI's taxonomy places the organism in Eukaryota, Viridiplantae, Streptophyta, Magnoliopsida, Malpighiales, Linaceae.